AUGUCCCCUCUGCACCCCAAUUUCCUCCUCCUUUCCCCGCCCCCACCGCGGCGAAGCCGGACCGCCGGCGGAGCCCGCCCCUCCCCCACUACGCCAGGUCCGGGUGACUGCGGGUGCGCGGGGGAGGAGCGGGGCGGGCCCAAGCGUUGCCGACACGUGGGGAGCGAGGAAGCGUCGGAGGAGGAGGGGUUGGGUGUGUGGGUAGGUACCGAAAGCAAACGCCAGCAGGCUCCGGCCGCGGCCUUGCACUACCCGCGACGACCCGCAACCCGGCCCCUGCUCGCGCGUCCCCCUCCCUUGCGCGGCGCGGUGGUAGGGCCCGGUGGCGACGUCACCCAUUGUUUACAAAUCAACCGGAGCCGCCCGGGGGCCCUGCGCUGCGCCCUCGGGGACCGCGGCCGCGUGCGGGGCCGGGCUGCGCCCUACUUCGUGGCCGAGCUCGCCGCAGGCCCCAGCGCGCUGCCCGGGCCGUGCCGACGAGGAUGGCUGCGGGGCGCCGUUGCCUCCCGCCGCCUGCAACAGCGACGAUGGCCCCCAGCCGGGACGCGCGCCCGCGACGACGACCCGCACCGGCUCCUGCAGCAGCUGGUGCUCUCGGGGAACCUCAUCAAGGAGGCUGUGCGGAGGCUUCAGCGAGCCGUCGCCGCCGUGGCAGCCACGAGCCCCGCGGGCGCCUCUGGGCCCGGAGGCAGCCGCAGCGGACCGGACCCUGUCGCCCUGCAGCCCUCCGGCGCCUUGCACUGACCCGAGGCCCCUGGAGGAGGAAGAGGACGCCGCUGCGCAGACCCUACAGCGUCCUGCCCUCCCCAACCCUGAGCUGAAGCCGCCGUCACGGUCCUGGGAGCGACCGCCCAGGCUGCGGGGAGACGCGUGGGGGAGAGACCUCAAGGCGAGAAGUUAACUGGCCCCAGCGAGGCUGUCGGAGAACAAGAGCGUGGAGAAAUGCACCGGCCAGGGCGCAGACGUGCCGCGUGAGAAUUUCCCCGGCCACCUCGGGGCCAAGGACCUGGGAUAAACUGGGAGAACUAAGGCAGCUACAUGCAUCGACUUUUACCUGACUUAACCCUUGGGGGCGUCGUGUGCUUGGAUUGUUUAAAGAUUGGGCUCCAAGGGGCGGGUAUCGCCAGGGCUUUAUAACAAUACUUGAAAACUAAUGAUACGCAUACAUUUUCUUUAUUUUCCGGUGGAAGAGCUUAGUGGAAAUGGUGCUACAACUGCUGUGCAAAGAAAUUCCGGAGGGAAGAAGGAUGUAAAAGCUUGUUGGUGGGGGGGGGGUUGCCAUCACCCCCUUCUUCCCACUUAAUUGGUGUUUGGUGGUGGGUGGGAGAUGUGAGCUCCUGUUAGGGGUUAGAGGGAGGUGGAGAAUUUUGAAGGUGGGUAGAGUUGGAGUUGAAUGUGGACUUUUUAACUGACUUGACCUUGCCACCUGUGGUUCAAGGUCACAGUUUGCUGUGCGCAAAAGGCUGUGGGGUUCCUGGGAGAGCUAAAUUCACCCCUGUGUCUUUUCUUUCUCCUGCUCCAAGAAGAGCCGUGUCUGUGCUUUGCUACCUCUUGGAGUCUGCCCAGGACACACACAGGCAGAGAGGGACAAAUGGGGAUAGUUAUUUGUUUUUUCUGUGCUUUCCUCUUUCUAGAACUCCUCCUCCUCUCUUGGGGCCACUCUUCGCCUUGCCAUGAGCUUUCUGAGAAACAGUCAUAAACAGUCUCCCCUGUUCUCCCAGCCAGACUUUCUUACUCCACCCUUUCUGGUGUCUGCAUGGGGUAGAUGAGACCCUGGCCGUUUUUCCGCUCUGUUCUGGCCGCGUGUGGAGCCGUGGGCCUGAGACUUCGUGAGUCUUCAUCCCUCAUGGUUUCCUCCUGUCACCAGCUCUUCUUGUGAGUGACUGAAACCGUGUUUAAAAUGUGACUCUCCGAGAGGAGAACCCGCUGGCUUUACCCUUGUGAAACUUGACGGCGCUUUAAGUAAAGUGCCACCCCCAAACUUAAGGUAGCUAAACCAAUUUUAAAAACAGAUUCAAUGGCUUGUUCAUCCUCCAGAUGUAGCUAUUGACGUACACUUCGCACCGGAGUGUCAGAAAUUGUGGUGGUCCUGAUUUAUAGGAUUUCUUAAUUAAAAUGUCUGCUGAAUAAAUUUGGUUUUGUUUUGGA
Molecule: messenger RNA, 2148 nt
Organism: Ailuropoda melanoleuca (giant panda)
Lineage: Eukaryota; Metazoa; Chordata; Mammalia; Carnivora; Ursidae
Gene: FRAT2
Product: FRAT regulator of Wnt signaling pathway 2
Exons: 3
Coding region: 1-744 (247 amino acids)
Cellular component (GO): cytoplasm
Source: RefSeq, a predicted model, not a curated record